Neomonachus schauinslandi (Hawaiian monk seal) is the source of this 1098-nucleotide messenger RNA. It is a transcript of the gene M1AP, whose product is annotated as meiosis 1 associated protein. The transcript has 6 exons. The record is from RefSeq and is a predicted model, not a curated record. Gene Ontology annotation, biological process: male meiosis chromosome separation; spermatogenesis; meiosis I. NCBI's taxonomy places the organism in Eukaryota, Metazoa, Chordata, Mammalia, Carnivora, Phocidae. The coding region runs from base 1 to 1098 and encodes 365 amino acids.
AUGUAUCAUGGGCGAAGCACUGGUAAAGGACCCUCCACUCCCACGCAGAUUUACCAGCAACCUCCAAGGCUUCUCAUUGUGCAAACUGCUCUACCAUUGUGGGCUGACAUCUGCUCCAACCUCUGUGAGGCUCUGCAGAACUUUUUCUCUCUAGCCUGCAGCUUGAUGGGCCCCAGCCGCAUGUCCCUCUUCAGCUUAUAUGUGGUACAAAAUCAGCACGAGUGCAUCCUUCCCUUUGUGCAAGUGAAAGGCAACUUUGCUAGGCUGCAGGCCUGCAUCUCAGAACUCCGCAUGUUCCAGAGAGAAGGCUGUUUCAGACCACCCGGCCCUUGUCUGCACCUGGCAGUACAGGAUGGGCUCCAGCAGUUCAAACAGUAUAGCAGACACGUGACCACAGGUGCAUCUCUGAGCUACACUUCCCUAGAGAUUACUGUUCUGACUUCCCAGCCUGGAAAAGAGGUGGUCAAACAAUUGGAGGAAGGAUUGAAAGAUACAGACCUAGUCAGGGUCAGGAGACUUCAGGUGGUUGAGAUCACAAAGGGAGUCCUUGAGUAUAUGGACUCAGUGUCCCCGGCUGAAGAGCCUAGCAGUGAUGAGAGUUCUAUCCUGGGAACUGACAUUGACCUUCAGACUAUAGACAAUGAUGUUGUCAGCAUGGAGAUUUUCUUCAAAGCCUGGCUACAUAACAAUGGAACAGACCAAGAGCAUAUCCAUCUUCUUCUUCCUUCACGAUGUUUCAGCAACAUUUCCAGAGCCAGAGAUGAUUCAAUGUGCCUGAAAUGUGAUCUCCAAGAGCGACUCCUCAGCCCGUCCCUUCUCCCUGGCACAGCUGAUGGCUCCUUGAGAAUGGAUGACCCCAAAGGAGACUUCAGCACACUCUACCAGAUGGCCUCCCAGUCGUCAGCCUCUCGUUACAAGCUCCGGGUGAUCAAGGCUCUAAAUUCCAAUGGGAUCUGCGAGUCAUUGACAUAUGGACUGCCCUUCAUCCUCAGACCCACAAGCUGUUGGCAGCUGGACUGGGAUGAGCUGGAGACAAAUCAGCAGCACUUCCAUGCCUUGUGUCACAGCCUCCUGGUAAGUAUCCAUGUUCCCAGGUGA